Molecule: messenger RNA, 1566 nt
Organism: Limanda limanda (common dab)
Lineage: Eukaryota; Metazoa; Chordata; Actinopteri; Pleuronectiformes; Pleuronectidae
Gene: arhgap19
Product: Rho GTPase activating protein 19
Exons: 12
Coding region: 1-1566 (521 amino acids)
Biological process (GO): regulation of small GTPase mediated signal transduction; signal transduction
Cellular component (GO): cytoplasm
Molecular function (GO): GTPase activator activity
Source: RefSeq, a predicted model, not a curated record
AUGGCUGCUGGGAAACAAGUCGAGGAAAACAGUCAAAACAAAAGAGGUACAGUGUCCAGCAUGGUGAUGAAUCAAGAGGAAUCACCGGGCGACUCUCGAGCAGGACGACCGCCCGUCAUCUUCAACCCAGACUUCUUUGUGGAGAAGCUCCGGCACGAGAGCCCGGAGGUGUUCCUGGAGCUGGUGCUCAGUAACAUCACUCGCCUCAUCGACCUUCCUGGGACCGAGUUCUCCCAGCUCCUCGGCGAGGAGAGUCCCAAGACCCCGACGGGGGGGAACGGAGGCUUCUUCCGCUCUUUCAACUUCCUCAAACGCAAAGAUAAGGACGUUGUGUUUGGAACCCCGUUGACAGAAAGCUGCAUCGCUCAGAUCUACCAGCUCAUUGAGUACCUCAGCAAAAACCUGCAGGUGGAGGGUCUGUUCCGGGUGCCGGGGAACAGCGUGCGGCAGCAGACCCUCAAGGAGCUUCUGAACAGCGGCGCCGAUGUGGACCUGGCGUCUGGAGACUUCCACCCCAACGACGUGGCCACGCUGCUCAAGACUUUCCUGGGAGAGCUGCCCGAGCCGCUGCUCACACACCGACACUUCCACGCACACCUUAAGAUAGCUGACAUGACUCUGUUUGACGAGCAAGGCAACAAGACGGAGGCGCCCAACAAGGAGCGUCAGAUCGAGGCGCUGCAGCUUCUCUUCCUGCUGCUGCCUCAGGCCAACCGCUCGCUGCUCAAGCUGCUGCUGGACCUGCUGUACUACACAGCCAAGCAGCAGGACAAGAACAAGAUGUCCGCCUUCAACCUGGCCCUCAUGUUCGCGCCGCACGUCCUGUGGCCCAGACACAUGACGGCCGGGGACCUGAAAGACAACCUGAAGACACUGAACAGCAGCAUGGCGUUCCUCAUCAAACACUCACAGAAGCUCUUCAGGGCUCCAGUUUACCUGAGGGAUUAUGCCAGAGUUCACUUCGCUGGGACCAAGGCUCUGCAGACCAAGGACGAUCUGGAGCUGCUGGCGGCGAGCAGCUCUCCGGCCCGGCGUGCCGUGUGUCCCCUGAAGAGGACGGCUGCUCCGGAGACCUGCCAGUCCCCGGCUCAGCAGUACACAGAGGACGCCCUGAAGGACCUCUUCAGACACGUCCACCACAACAUGCCGGACUCCGCCAAGAAAAAGAAACUCGUCCGACAGUUGGUCAAACAGACGACUUCAGAGACGCCGACCAACGAGCCCCAGCAGGCGGCGCCAGCUCCCGGCAAGAAACACCCCCGCUCGCGGUCGUUCGGCGGCCUCAUCAAGCGUAAAGCUCGAGCGGAGCAGCUGACGUCCGACAGGCGGGUCCGACACAUCUCCCCCGAGGCCUUCAACAGGCCUGGAAGGAAAGCUGGGAAAGAGAACGUCAUCCUCCAAGGGGUGAACAGUCCCUUAACUGGUCCUGUGCUGGGGAAGGUGGGACUGGUGGUGAAAAACCCAGACUUUACUUUUACAGAGAACAAGGCUCUGAAGGUUUCCAAGGCCACUCCCCCCCUUGUGACCAGGAUGUGUUUCUCUCCUGCUCAGGAGAUCUCUGUGUAA